AUGUACUCCUCGAACCCCUUUCCCAGUGACCUUUACAGUCUAUGGAACCGCAAGACUCGUGAUUCUAAGAUGUCCAGUAAAGGUGAACAAGAGCACGUCAAGAACUUGUAUGCCCCUCCACUUUCAGCAUAUUCUUCAGAUUUUCCAGGUGGCAGUUUGUAUCAAUUGGAAUAUACUAUAAACACAACAACCAAAAGUUCCCCCCUAUUUACUAAUACUCCUUUGACUCAGCUGAAACAUGCACAAUUAGCUAAAAUAAGAAAUACAGGUUAUGCCACUAUUAGACCGAUUGGAAUUGUACAAACAAUGGAGGAAAUUGAAUUGGAAAAAGUGUAUUACAGCCUGGAUGAACAAACUAUGGAUCCUGCUGUAGUCGCCAUCGAGAACUCUAGUGAUGCAAUAGUAGGCGCCAAUGCUAGCACAAUAUCAAUACAACAACAGAUACAACAACCAGAAAUUGACUUAGAUGCGCAGGUAUUUAAUGCUGAUGAAAUAUACACCGGUACCGAUGAUGAAAGAGAUUCCUUAGAUGAACUGGAUGUGCAGCAUAUGCAUGGACAAGUGGGCAUUACUAUGGAUGACGAAGGGUUUAUGGCAGCCGAAGUUGAAUAUCAAGAGGAUCAUAGUUUGGAUUCCGUACCAAACACAGGAAUAUUGAUAAACAGUAGCAACAGUGGCACAAGCACAACCUUUAAUUCUAAUACUAACACUGGGCGUACUGUGACUACUAAUCCUACCACAACGAGUGGUUCGUUGUUGCCAAUUGAUGAACAAAACGAAAAUGAAUAUUCAGAGCAAGAUAUGAUUGUAGAUUAA
Molecule: messenger RNA, 816 nt
Organism: Candida dubliniensis CD36
Lineage: Eukaryota; Fungi; Ascomycota; Pichiomycetes; Serinales; Debaryomycetaceae
Exons: 1
Coding region: 1-816 (271 amino acids)
Biological process (GO): anaphase-promoting complex-dependent catabolic process
Cellular component (GO): anaphase-promoting complex
Source: RefSeq, a predicted model, not a curated record